AUAAUAUUAUAUAUUGAUUUAUAAAUGAUGCUUUAUAAUAAUUAUAGAUAGUGAAAUUAAUUUCCGACAAUACCCAAUAAUAACUAAUAUAUAUUCUUUAACUUAAGAACGAUAUCUGCGUCCUGUAACCUAAAAAUAGAUGUCAAUCUGAAUUUAAACCGAAUAUUUUUAUUUUAUUAUUGAAGCAACUAAUUUUAAUUAAUUAUUCAAAAUGCCACGAAUUAUGAUAAAGGGGGGUGUCUGGAGGAACACAGAAGAUGAAAUUCUUAAAGCAGCGGUAAUGAAAUAUGGCAAAAAUCAAUGGUCCAGAAUAGCAUCUCUUUUGCACAGGAAAUCAGCUAAGCAAUGUAAAGCCAGAUGGUUUGAAUGGCUAGAUCCAAGUAUCAAGAAAACUGAAUGGUCAAGAGAAGAAGAUGAAAAAUUACUUCAUUUGGCAAAAUUGAUGCCAACUCAGUGGCGAACUAUUGCUCCAAUUAUUGGUCGUACUGCAGCACAAUGUUUAGAACGAUAUGAAAAUUUGCUUGAUCAAGCUCAGAAAAAAGAGGAUGGUGAAGAUGGCAUCGAUGAUCCACGUAAGCUUAAGCCUGGAGAAAUUGAUCCAAACCCUGAAACCAAACCAGCAAGACCAGACCCAAAAGAUAUGGAUGAAGAUGAAUUGGAAAUGUUGUCUGAAGCCAGAGCCAGAUUAGCAAAUACACAGGGUAAAAAGGCUAAAAGAAAAGCACGUGAGAAGCAAUUAGAAGAAGCACGUAGAUUAGCAGCAUUACAAAAAAGAAGGGAGUUGAGAGCUGCUGGUAUUGGUUCUGGUUUUCGAAAUAAGAGAAAACGAGGUGUGGAUUAUAAUAAAGAAAUUCCAUUUGAAAAACGUCCAGCAAUUGGUUUCCAUGACACAUCCAAUGAAGUAUUAGAUCCCAUGGCUCCAAAUUUUAGCAGAAUGAGAUUGCAACAUUUAGAUGGCGAACUUCGGGUAGAAAAGGAGGAGAGGGAACGGAAGAAGGAUAAACAAAAAUUAAAGCAAAGAAAAGAAAAUGAUAUACCUUUAGCUAUGCUACAAAAUCAAGAACCGGCUAAAAAGCGAUCAAAGCUGGUACUGCCAGAACCUCAGAUAUCAGACCAGGAACUCCAACAAGUUGUUAAAUUAGGACGAGCCAGUGAAGUUGCUCGAGAAGUUGCCAGUGAGAGUGGAAUUGAAACUACUGAUACUUUGUUAGCAGAUUAUGCACUAACUCAGCAAGUUACUGCAACUCCAAGAACGCCAGCUCCACAAACUGAUAGAAUUUUACAAGAGGCUCAAAAUGUCAUGGCAUUAACUCAUGUUGAUACACCCUUAAAAGGAGGUAUCAACACUCCAUUACACAUGUCUGACUUUACUGGGGCACUUCCACAAGCGGCAGUGGUGGCCACUCCAAAUACAGUAUUAGCUACACCAUUUAGAUCUUCAAGAGCAGAUGGUUCUGCAACACCUGGCAGUACACCAGGAUUUAUGACACCAGGUUCUGGAGCCUUAGUUCCUAUAGGAGCUGCACACACAAAUACAAAUAAUUUCACUCCAUCAAUGAUUCGAGAUAAGUUAAAUAUUAAUGUAGAAGAACAUUUAAGUGUAGGAGAUACUCCACAAGCAUUAAAGAAUUAUAAUAAACAGAUUAAGGCAACUCUAAAGGCGGGCUUGAGUUCUUUACCCAUUCCCAGAAAUGAUUAUGAGAUUGUUGUUCCCGAAGAUGAACAGAUUCAAGAAGAGCAGUCUAGUGAAACAGUGAUUGAAGAUCAGGCGGAUGUGGAUGCAAGAUAUCAGGCUGAGCUUUUAGAAAAACAAAAAUUAGAAUUAUCUAGAAGAUCACAAGUAAUUCAGAGAAAUUUGCCAAGACCUUUAGAAGCAAAUAUGCUAAUUUUGAGACCAUCAGCAGAUUGUGCAGGUUUAACAGAUUUACAACAGGCUGAAGAACUGAUAAAACGAGAAAUGAUAACAAUGUUACAUUAUGAUGCAGUGAAUAACCCAUUACAAGUUCAAGCAAAGAAAUCAACAUUGGCACAUGCCCAACAAUUAUCAUAUUUGGAGCAGCACCCAUAUGAAAAAUUUAGCGAUGAAGAGAUUGCUCAUUCUAAAAAAUUACUUCAAAAAGAAAUUGAAGUUGUCAAGAAUGGCAUGGGUCAUGGAGAGUUAUCGUUAGAAGCAUACACUCAAGUUUGGGAAGAAUGCUUAGCACAAGUUUUGUACCUACCUAGUCAAAAUAGAUAUACCCGAGCAAAUUUAGCCAGUAAAAAAGAUAGAUUGGAAUCAUUAGAAAAAAGAUUAGAACAAAAUCGGAAACAUAUGGCACGUGAAGCUAAAUAUUGUGCAAAAAUGGAGAAAAAAAUAAGGAUUUUAACUGGUGGUUAUCAGGCACGGGCACAAGGUCUAUUAAAACAUUUACAAGAGGUUUAUGACCAAACUGAACAGGCCACCUUAGAAUUAUCUACCUUCAAAUUUUUGGCUACUCAAGAAAAAGCUGCCAUACCCAGAAGGAUGGAGUCUCUAACUGAAGACGUUCAAAGACAAACUGAAAGGGAGAAACAGCUACAAAGAAAAUAUCAAGAGUUGCAAGAAAAACUUCAAGAACUGAAUGAAUUAGAUUGAAAUAAGCUGUAAUGGUAAUUUUAGAUUCUUUUAUAAUUUCAAUCAAAAUAAAUUAUUUUAAGGUAUGUUAUGACUUUCUUAGAU
Ctenocephalides felis (cat flea) is the source of this 2698-nucleotide messenger RNA. Its product is annotated as cell division cycle 5-like protein. The transcript is spliced from 13 exons. Gene Ontology annotation, molecular function: RNA polymerase II transcription regulatory region sequence-specific DNA binding; DNA-binding transcription factor activity, RNA polymerase II-specific. Gene Ontology annotation, biological process: mRNA splicing, via spliceosome; regulation of transcription by RNA polymerase II. Gene Ontology annotation, cellular component: Prp19 complex; spliceosomal complex. Lineage: Eukaryota; Metazoa; Arthropoda; Insecta; Siphonaptera; Pulicidae. The record is from RefSeq and is a predicted model, not a curated record. Bases 212 to 2614 code for a protein of 800 amino acids.